This is a messenger RNA of Pteronotus mesoamericanus, 2223 nucleotides long. It is a transcript of the gene TGIF2, whose product is annotated as TGFB induced factor homeobox 2. Lineage: Eukaryota; Metazoa; Chordata; Mammalia; Chiroptera; Mormoopidae. The record is from RefSeq and is a predicted model, not a curated record. The transcript has 3 exons. Gene Ontology annotation, molecular function: DNA-binding transcription repressor activity, RNA polymerase II-specific; RNA polymerase II cis-regulatory region sequence-specific DNA binding. The coding region runs from base 115 to 828 and encodes 237 amino acids. Gene Ontology annotation, biological process: negative regulation of transcription by RNA polymerase II.
CAGGUACGCGGCGCGCUUCCCCAGCGCCCCCUGCCCCCUGCCAGGACGCUCCGGACCGAGCUCAAGGCCGCGUGGACGGAAAAGCCGCUCGGGAAAGCUUAGCGCCUAGACACCAUGUCAGACAGUGAUCUGGGUGAGGAUGAAGGCCUCCUCUCCCUGGCAGGCAAGAGGAAGCGCAGAGGGAAUCUGCCCAAGGAGUCAGUGAAGAUCCUCCGGGACUGGCUGUACUUGCACCGUUACAAUGCCUACCCCUCUGAGCAGGAGAAGCUGAGCCUUUCUGGGCAAACCAACCUAUCUGUGCUGCAGAUAUGUAACUGGUUCAUCAACGCUCGGCGGCGACUUCUCCCUGACAUGCUUCGGAAGGACGGCCAAGACCCCAACCAGUACACCAUUUCCCGCCGUGGAGGCAAGGCCUCAGAUGUGGCCCUCCCCCGUGGCAGCAGCCCCUCGGUGCUGGCUGUGUCUGUACCGGCCCCCACCAAUGUGCUCUCCUUGUCUGUGUGCUCUGUGCCGCUCCACUCGGGCCAGGGGGAAAAACCAGCAGCCCCCUUCCCACAAGGGGAGCUGGAGCCCACCAAAUCCCUGGUGACCCCUGGUAACACCCUCACCCUGCUGACCAGGGCCGAAGCCGGAAGCCCCACAGGUGGACUCUUCAACACACCACCACCCACACCCCCGGAGCAGGACAAGGAGGACUUCAGCAGCUUCCAGCUGCUGGUGGAGGUGGCACUACAGAGGGCUGCUGAGAUGGAGCUUCAGAAGCAGCAGGACCCGUCGCCCCCAUUACUGCACACUCCCAUCCCCCUAGUCUCUGAAAACCCCAAGUAGGCAUCUGCCAACAGGGGUGUUCAAGGCUCAAGCCAGCUGUCCUGGGUUUCUGUUUUGGUUCCCUUUCAUGCAGAGGGUUUUCUUUGGAUCACUGCCAAACAUCAGGAUCAUCUCCUCUGUCCAGAGGUCUUCAGCAGGAAGACACCAGCUGGUGUCACUGCACUGUGACGGAGAGCUCUCCUCUUCUGACUCUGCCAUUUCUCCAGGCCUCCUCAGGUGAGGAGUCCAAGAGCGUGGAGACGGGCAUGGUGCUGCUGCUACUUCUCCAGAGAAUCUGCAGGACACCUUUGUUCCAGCCUGCUUCCCUGGGCUGGGCACAGAAAACCUGCCAAGUUCAGGCCUGUGCUGGGUCCAAGUUGCUCCUGAGCCGGCCUCUCUGUUAAGCCAAUUGUGGAUAUUCCAAGUUUAUAAGUGUGAACAAAAGAAAAGAGGAACCCAGCAGAUGUCACAGAACCGACUCCAGUUGAAUGUUUAGGUUUUUGCUAAACUUUGUGUUCAUUUUUCCCUUUUUGCUGUGGUUUGCGUUAAUGGGGAAGAAGAGUGUGUUGUGUGAUGGAGUCAGAUGAACUGGGAAUGAUCCACCAUUGCAACAGGUGAUUGUUUUACAAGUAUUUUUAUUUUGGGGACCAGCUACAUCUCUGCAAAAUUCCAAAUGGCUGUUUUAUUGUUGGUUUGGUUUACUAAGAAAAGGAGGAAAAAGUGUAUACAGGCUUUGGCUUUUCUGUAUCAGGUGCAGAGGGGAAUAAAGCCAGAGCCAGAGAAGGGCCAACAGAGAAUCUGACCAAACCUUCUAGGCGUAGAGCAGAGAAGGAGGAUAAAAACCAGAGAGGUGUUUUUUUUCUAUUUUUGUUUUUACUGUACUUUUAGGGGGUGGGAGAAAUAAGCUAGACUGAGGCAGUAGGAUUUGUUUUCUUGUGGGUUUCUUUUUCCUCUUUAAUAUUUUCCCCUUUAUUCUUGAAAGCUUUGCCCUGUGGUCUGAGUUUUGGAUUCCUUUAGGAACUUGGAUUAGUGGGGCCAGAAUGUCAAAAGCUCCAUCUACUGGCAGGUUUUCCCCCAAUGGUGGCAGGAAAGAAUUCCUGGAGGAAGCAGGGAAGAGCGCCCCUGGCUGCCUGCGGAACUGCCUUCAGAGGAGGCUGGGGCUGGAAGGUGUGAGGCCUGCCCCGGGAGUGUCUUGGUGUUGCACCUUUCUUCACAGUGGAGUGUCAGAGGCCCCUGCCCUGACCUUCACAGUGAAACAGAUCACAGUAUGUCUUAUCUCCUCCCUCCCCGUUGUUUUUUUCCCUCCGUUUCAUUGCCGACUGCGUUUGACAGGAAUAUACCCCAUCUUUGUAUAUCCUAAGAAACACUAAUCCUAGAUUAUUAGCCAAAAUAUUUUUGUUCAAAUUGACAUUGUCC